AUGACAACUGUCAUCACUAUCGGAGAUGAUAUACCCUUCGAUGCAAAUGUAUGGAUUGGGCAGAAAAAGAAAUGGCACAACGAUAUUCCCUGGGAAGUCAUACGAGAAAAGAAUCGAGUUCUAACGCCGCCGCCAGCCCAGGCUGCCGAAAUCCUCCCGCCAUCCAGUCUAGCGAUCAGCAGCUUUGCCCAUCUGCCAUUGCCUCGAAUCUCCUCCAUUCUCGUACAUGCCGAGAGCCCAUUGUGGUUCAGCAACGAGGAGCCCACAUGUGAUGUCGCACGUCUUGCCGAUCGCACCGUCCCGCAUAAAAUGCUUCUCGAUAUGCUGUCCCGCAAGAUUGGGCAGGCAUGGCUGAAUGGAGCAAGAUCAAUCACUGAUCCACGAUACAACGAAGGAAACGAACGCUUGCUGUUGUACACUCUGACUCUGUGGCAGAGACUGGCGGAAGUGCAUGGGAUCCAGGUCCAGUGGAAGCGCGGGAUGGAUUGGCUGGAAAAGGAAAAGGAUCAUUUCAAUACCGGUCCAGCGCACAAAGAGAUACAGGACGCACUUGCCUCAAUGACACGCGUUGGGUGGGCUGUACCCCUCAGCUUCAUCCAGAACACCACAACGACUGCCGAUCUGAAAGAGUUCGUUUCGUCCGUGUGGCUGCGAACAACAAACAUGGACAUCAUGAUGGAGAGUCUGCGAGUGCGCGUCGAGGCUGAUGUGGAUGAUGAAAAAGCAUGCAAGAGCAUUGUUGCACCGAUGUCAUUUGUGAAGGAUGUCGUGAAGGGGGACAAGGAAGGGUAUUUGAGGAGGACGGUGCCACUGUUAGCAAGGUACGAGAAACUUGUGAGUGAGGGCAAGAAGGAUCGGCUGGUUUUCAUCACCAAUGUGAGCGAUGAACACUGGGUGGCAGGAUGCAUCGAUUUUAAAGGACACAAGAUUCUAUUUGGCGACUCCAUGCCAGAGAAUCUCCGCUACCCAAUUUCGAAGAAACUGCUUCAAGGCCUUCAGCAUUGGGUCCAGCGUCGGUUUGAAAGCACCUUUUCAGUCGAAGCUGAUGGGUUGACGCACGGCACCCAGCUUGACGCAGUGUCUUGUGGUGUUGUAGCAGUGAAUACGUGCGAGAGGGCCAUAUACCCAGAUACUGCGGUCUGGAAAGGCAAACACGCUGUGCUCUAUCGGGUGCAGCAUUUCAACAAGUACAUUGCAGAUGUGAAAGCAGCGGACCUUUUGCCGCCAUCCAUACCACUGGCUCGUCCUAUCGCUCCCAACAGUAUCCCGUCUUCCCUUUAUGCAGUCGAUGCAUCCCGGAGCCCACAGGCAGCCCGCAUUUCGAUCAGCCAAUUGUUGAACCCAGAGCCGCUGCGUUCAGAGCGUCCUGCCAGUCUUCUCACAGUCUCAACGGUGUCAGCUCAGGACUGGACGGACGUAGAUAUCCUGUUGGGCAGAAACACGGCUAGCGACUAUGAAUCUGACGUGGAGAUGGAGGACGCAGAAGAGGAUGAGGAGGACGAGUCAGAUGACAUGGAGGGUGAGAAGAUCAAGCAAGGCCUGUCAAAUCGAGACGUCUCGAGCACAUUCAAUGCUACGACCUCGUCCCCAAUGCAUUCACGUCAAACGACAUUGGCUUCGUUCUUUUCUGGUGUGAAACAAAAAGAGCCUGAAACCCGACCACCUCUCCCAACAUUUCGCCCGAAGAAGAAGCUGAAAACGCACACGAUCCCGAUACCCACACCACACACUCCAGGAAAGAGCCAUACAUCGAAGUGGGCCCAGAAGAUCAAGCAGCAAUUCAUGGACCAGAAGUUUGUAGUUGAGCCAGAGAAGUACGACAAGUGGAAGCAAGAGAUUCGGAAACUGGACCCGCUCGCUGAGUUCCAUCCUAAACCUGAAUCCAUGAUGACAUGGGAGAACUUUCGAACAGUGCGGCAUGCAAGGUGUGGGACACAUGUGUUAUUAAAGCGACCAUACGACAUCUCCCGCUAUCGAGACCAUCUCGAGGCCGGCUGUGCAAUCACACACAAGGGUGCAGGGAUGCAGACACUCUUCACGCAUUUCUCUGCCUCUGAAUCAAGAUCAGGCGGCGCUGCAACUCCCCUUUCCCAAUCCUUGGACGCUCGUAUUCACGAUGAGCCCUGCCCCGGUGUGACUGAGGUCGACAUACCGCACGUGGAACGCUACUUGAGACGAACCGGUGCAAUGGGUGGAGGGUCUCGCUCUGUCUACAAGAUUGCGCAGGCCCAGUUCAAGAACACUUUCAGUGGUCUGUCAUCAAGGAAACAGGGUGUGGUGCGCGAUACCCAACAGCACGAGUUGCGAUGGAGGAAUGAUCAUCAGCGUCUACGUGUGUUCUCCACUUCAUGUCAGAAAACGGUCCCUGCCGGCGAUAUUCGAUGUCUGCCCUGCUCGCGAUGUUUCUCUCUCCUGUCCGAUCGGGACUUCAAGCGUGCCUUGAGGAAGACAGGACCAUCGAAUCCCAAGAACUACAUAUACACCCCAAAGGAGUUUCAAAAUCAGACUCUUGGGGAGAUAUAUGGGCGCCACCAAGGAUUACAAGCAAUCAUUGAGCAACCUGUGAGUGAUAAAGACGAUAUCACCGCCUGUAACUCAUGCGGCGAGAUCCAGGAUGCAAAAUCCACACCCUGCAUUCGUUAUGCCCAGGGAGUCCUUGAAGGGAAAUACACUAACGAGGUCUUCAACGGACUUGUGGAGGCGAUGGUCUCAACGGCUGAUCGAGAAGAACGCGGGGUUGGAAUGCAGAACUUCAAAUAUCCCCCUGCAUUUGACGAGUUCUGCAAUGUCAUGCGUAUUACCAGUCCGGCGACCUAUCGUGUCUUCAAAGACCAUCUAACAGGGCGCAGCGAGAGAAGUUUCCGAAUCAAAGAGGCCCGCGAACCGCGCUUUCCCAUGGAUAUCUCAGACGUCAAUUUCAAUUUGGUUUCCGACUACUUGAAUGCAAUCAAUUACCAUGGUCCUGUUGGGUUGAGCUGUGACGACACGAAGCUCUUUGCCUCAUUUCGACUGUAUUGGGACAGUGAGAAGAAGUCUCAUUUUCUAGUCGGCGGAACCGAUGGACCUCUUCGAGUGGCGGAUCCCGAGCAGGUCAAAUCAGUCAUCAAGGAUGCAAAGGCCACGAAAGCCACAAAGAUACGCUUGUGGUGUCUGACGGUACCCAUGCCCGGUAUCACACCAAUUGUCGUGGCGGCACUGCCAAUACCAGGAGACCUCAAGGUCGGAACGUUACUCGAGCACCUAACUAAGGUUGUGAAUGGACUACUAGACCGCGGAAUCGAAGUCAUCUCGUACGCAUGCGAUGGAACGCAGGUCGAACGAUCUGUCCAGGACGCGUUCGUCAAGCAGGCCACGGAAACGGAGACACACACCAUAAAGGAUCCGAGACAGUCAGGGCGUGACUUGUGCAUAAAGAUUGCCGUGGUCAAAGGGCAGCACAUUGCUAUGAUGCAGGAUCCAAAACACGCUUUGAAGACGUUCCGUAACAAUCUGUUCUCGGGCGCGCGGCUUCUGUGUCUGGGGAGCUACACAGCAAUUUACGAGCAUAUUCGUGAAAUCGCAUUUGCGGAAGGUUCCACCCUUUUCCAUCGCGAUGUCGAGAAGCUCGAUCGACAGGACGACAAUGCUGCGGUGCGAUUGUUUUCGGCAGACACUCUAAAGUAUCUGUCUGAUCAUCACCCUGGGUAUCUGGGGGAGAUCGUCUAUCUCUUUGUAUUCGGCGAGCUCAUUGACGCAUACCAAAGCCGGUCCAUUGAUCACGCGGAACGAGCGAGGAUGGUGCUUCGCGCCCGAUACUUUGUCGACUCCUGGAGCACAUUUCUCGACAUCUCCGGUUACUCAAAGACGGUGUAUUUCCUUUCUCGGGAGGCCGUCGACAUCAUCCGAUUCGUUGUGGAAGGUUAUCUAUCCCUGGUCUUCAUACAUCGGGAUCACCUCAACGUCUUACACCCUCUGCUCCCUUGGUUCCAUGCCAGUGAGGCUUGUGAACACGUUUUUGGCUGUGCUCGUCAGAUUGUGAAGGAUUUCACGAUGCUUGACUUCCUUUACAUGGUCCCAAAACUUCGUGUGAAGAUGCGAAGCACUGUCCUGCGUGGGAAGUCCUCAGAUUCAAAGAAGAGCGCGAAGGGCUACUCGCACACCUACUUCGAUGUCACGGGUCUAAACUUACGUGCUUUAUCUACCUUUCCAGACGACCUAACCAUCUCCUCCAUUGCUUCCGGAGCACUCGAAGAGUCGGACAGUCUUAUUUUCUUGCUCGGCAUCACACCGGUCCAGUUACACUCGGGCCCGUCACCGUCGCGCACCGUCCUGCCCAACAUAGCGUCAUGGUUCACCGUGGACAACGACGGGGAAUCCGAUAUCGACGGCAAUGGCGGCGAGUUCUCGGAUACUGAGAGUGUGUCGGACGCGCAAGAGCUACAUGAUCUUGUGGAGGAGGCUCAAGGACGGUUGGACGCUGGUCCUAAGAGCAAGCGGGCGGAGCUAUUAGACCUGACCGCUGCUGCACUGGCAUUAGAGGCUGACGCGAUGACCCAGAUCCACCAUGUACCCGACCCGUCAGAGGAGGUUGUCGAUGAGAUGCUUGCUGAAGAGCAGGAGAAUAUCCGAACGAUCUUCGAGUCGAUCAACCCCACCGUCAUUCCCUCGCUUGAGAUGUCCGACGACUUGCCCUCAAAACCCAUUGGGAAAGGCCUCGUCACCGCCGCCCGUCUCGACUUUGAUUAUCUGGUACACUUGCGUUCUAUUCACCAGACUGCACAGGCUGCACGGUCGAUCAAGACACGCACCAUCGGCUUGAACGACUCUUUGCCGACUUUGCAGGCCCGAUCUACCGCCCACCGACAGCUUGUUCGUAAGCUCAAUGCGGCCCUUCGAGAGCAGCAGGAACAGGCAGUGGGAACUGGAGCAGAACGAGGGCUGCGUUGGCGGAACUCAGCACCUGGAGGGCGCGGUGUGGGAGACAAACGGAAGGCAGGUAACAGCGAGAACGCUGCAGCAACAGCGACUGCACUGGCACGCGCGGCGGCGACUAAACGAAAAAAGGUGUUCAUUGACGCAAAGGUCCCAAACCUGUCGGAGGUCAUCGAUGCCCGAAUCUCAAUGAUACGUCCAUUACUUCCAGGACAGUACGGGUUCGUCUUCACAUCUCAAGGACUCAUGGUCGGCAAGGUCUUUGCAAUGCGCGCGAAAGGAGGUGGUCAAUAUGGCAAACACGACGCCGUUACGGAUUCAAGUAGCAUCUCGGCAUUAUCGAAGGUCUCGGUCCAGCUUUUCGAACAGAUCCACGGUGCCCAUUUCCGCUCCAUCCCCACCGCAACAGCGUCUCUCCAAACGUUACAAUUCGCUCAUCUCCCCUCGAUCGCAUUCUUAUGUGUAAUUUCGGCACCCGAGGCUACGCCUUCAGGACUUGUUCUCGCUGAUAGUGAAGUCCAACGCUUCAAAAGCCUUGCGCUUGGUAAAGCAAAGUUCGCAUUGGCCUUAAGUAACUUCAACAAACGCGUUAGAGCCGAGGAGGAGGUCGAAUAGGGCGCAAACACGUCAGAAAUGCUGCCAGAGCUCGAAUUUUCAAUUUCAUAGGCAUCUACAUAGGAAAAAAAUGAUUUUUCGAGGUCAUGUACAGAUUGGACAAAAAUCCUGGGCUCAAGACCGAUCGACGUUGGACAGAUCUCGGGCCGGCCGGCCGAUUUUGGGGCUAACCUCUGAAGCUAUUUUCACAGGUCCUUCCGAUGCCUGCUCAUGUUGUACACACUUGCCUCCGGCCCAAGUUGGCUCUCCCCGGAGUGCACGACACUGGCGCACUCUGCAGCAAUAUUGGAUCGACUUCGCACUUCGCCAUGGAUUCAGGGCACGCCAAAUUCUGAGAGGAAUGCGGCUCUCAUCGGAGUGAAACUGGUUGUUCACAGAUGUCAUUCGUUUGAGUGGGUCAAAAAGUUUCAAGAAACGCGGGUGUCAGACCCCGCGAGGCAUUCGUCACGAGUCUGAAAUGCGGCAGCCGCAACGACCAUCCGUGCACACACAUUCUCUGGCUAUGUGGAAGCUAUGCUUGGCGCAACAGCCGUAGAACUUGGGCGCUACUAGGCUCAAUCAACUGGAAGACCAGAUUUCUCAGCUGUGGCAUCCUCAUGCACCGAAGCAAUCGACACGAGGGAAAGUCUACCGCGCAUGGGUACCGCCCGGGACCUCGCGUUGAUCCACGCUAUCACCUGGGUGCCAUUCGACUACCGUUCCCUACAGUCCAAGAUGUGUAUGCGACAGAGAUGGUCGCACAUUGGGUGUCGUGCCAAGAUUUGAAGCACUCUCAUGCGGCUUAGUAUCAUGUCUUCGACAUCCGAGCCCGUCUAGGAGGGCCACAAGCCUCGCCGCUCUGUAAACGCUGGGUUGAUGGCGAUAUUCCAAUCCCUAUGUGCCAGAGAAAGCAGCAUUGAGAGUACCUGGCUAUCUGUGUGCUGUUUGCGUAAACGGCACAAUGGGUGAGUCGAUUCAUCGCACUUCAGCUUCAGUGUCUCAUUUUGCGGCAUUAGUUUGGUCGUCUGUGUGGAUUUCGAAGGCACUGAAGCUCGAGGUGCAGUGCACUUCCGUAUGGGAGUCGUUGCUCGCCGAUUGCUGGCAGAUCUCAGGCCUCGGCGACGGGUCGGCUGCCGACAUGUUCGCAGCGUUUCGUUCACUACGGGCUCCCGUAGGACGUCGAGCAGUCAGAGGUCAAGGAUAGGACCCCCAAUCCUCACGCACGUCGCUCAAGAUGAGAUCCCAUUCAUGAGUCAUACAAGUCGGUGUCAACAAUGUCUUGACAUUGCGAUGCUGCUUUGCACUUGUCAUCCCAAACUAUCCGUGUGCACCGGUGACCCUCGUGGGCAAUAAUCGCUAAAAAAGUCACAAGGCUCGAGCAGACGCGGUAAUCUUGUUUCUCGAUCGACGCCCCAAACGCGCACAGCACGUCAUCCCUCACACAUGCCGCUACAUACGCGGUCGCUUCGACGUGACUGGGGCGGCCGGCCCGAAUCCUCCUCCUUGCCUUGGUUCUCGUACCACGCAGUGACACAGCAUCCUGGCCGCGGGGAUUCGCACCCUACCCCGUCCAAGACGGUGCACACGGACGCGUCGUCAUUGGUCACCCACUAUCAGACUGGGCACCUCGGAGCAUUUCGGCUACUGUUCCCUGCAGUCCAAGAUAUGAAUACGGCGGAAACGGUCGCACAUCGAGUGUGGCGCGAGAUUCGAAAUACCAUCAUGUGGAUUCUCAUGCUUCGACACUCGAAAAAACAUCGGAACGAGACAGGUUCUGGAGCGCAGCGGGCCAAACCGCUUCCCAUUGUACCUGUCUGAUCGCCACGAUUCAGCUAGCUGCUCUGGGGACUUGUCCUGGUCGCCCAAUCCGACGACCUGCCUAGUUCUGCGUUCAAGCUUUAUGCUUUAUCAAAUCUUUGACGCUCUUCCUGCUGUUGCCGAAGCCUGGAUGGACGGUCUGCCCCCAGCACGCGCGACGCAGCACAGCAGCCAUCUCUUGUACAGCCAGUAGUGUUGCCGCGGUUCGGUUCGGUCCGGUUUUUCGACAAAAUUUCCGAACCUUGAACCGGACCUCAUCUCAGGUUCAAUGCCUUGGCCGAACCUGAACUUGACCAGCGGUUCGGUCCAUAGCGGUUCGGUUCUGGCUCCCACAGGUUCGGUUCAGGUUCGAACCGGUUCGAACCUGGCUUUUUUGUAUAACUUCAUGUAUCUCAUAAAUUGUUCUAAUCUUGGUGUAUUUUGCUUCCAAUUUGAACUGUGU
Mycena citricolor is the source of this 7765-nucleotide messenger RNA. The record is from the annotation of a GenBank genome assembly. Lineage: Eukaryota; Fungi; Basidiomycota; Agaricomycetes; Agaricales; Mycenaceae.